GAGAGUGCCAUAAAUUGAGACGACAUUUUAUAUUUAUUGGUUUGCAUUUUCAAGUGCGCAUUUACAAGUAAACGAAACGUUCGAUGAAAAUGAGGGUGUUUGUAAUAGUUUAUAUCAUAUAUGGAUAUUUUGCCUAUUUUACAUUCGCACAAAAUGGGACAAAUGAGACAGAGGGGCUCCGAUGUUACUAUUGCGCAUCAACGGGUGGGAACAACAAAUGCGAAGACUUUGAUACGUACAAAAAAGCGAUGGAAGGUAAAGGCAACGAAAGAGUGAAGAAAACGUGCACACCUCCAUACAAUAAAACAUGCAUAAUGGAAACUUAUGAAAUACUUGGGAACACCGUGUCACAUAUCAGAGGUUGCAGCGACAAUGAACACUUCUCCUUCCUUUCAAGUCUUUCAUAUAACAGAAGCGCAUACCAGCGUCUGGAGGAUCUCAAGAUAAACAACGAGACCGCGUGCGUAUGGGACGGUCAACAUCUCGUCUGCUUAACCAAAUGUGAUACAAAUUUUUGUAACGGCCCUCAACUUAAGGAAGUAAUAAAUAGUGCCACUGUGAUCAACCUGUCUUCAAUUUUAAUGUUUGUUAUAGUUUUAGCAAGCAACAUAUUUCACCGAAAGUAAAAAAGGAGAAAAUCAGUGAUUUCCAUAUAAAGUAAAAGAAAAAAUUCAAGAUAAAAUGAGUGUAUGCAUUUUAAAAAUAGGGAUGUAAAACUUCAUUUAAACAUUUAAGAGUUUAUGUUAAGUACUUAAAAACGUAAAUCUAAUAACAAUAGCAUCAACCAUAAAAAUACUGUACUUAUUUAUAAAUAAGAUAUGUUAAGCAUUGUUAUAUGUCUUAUAUUUUCCAUUUCAUAUUUAGCCAAAAGACAUUCUUUCUAUAUCUCUAUUUACCUAAGUGUUUCAUCUUUUUAUAUGAUACAAUGAAGAAAUUAAUGGUUCGAAUUUUCAAUAUGUGUUGACUAUUAUCUAAAAUAAUAUUGCAUGUCUAUAUUCAAAGAUAAAAACGUUUUCUGUUGACUUUGGUCAAUUUUAUUGCUAUUUAUUAUUCUAAAGCCCCAAACAUAAUACAGAAAAGUUUCGUUUUUUCUCCACGAUUCUUUCAAUCCUUUACAAAAAUCACUUUGGUAUAAAAAUGCAUCAUUGUUUGUUUGUUUAUGUAUUUGUUUGUUGUUUUUUGUUGUCUUCCCUUUUCUAUUCUACUCGAGCUCUGUGACAAUUGUAUUAUAAUAAAUACAUGUAGUAUGUUCACCAUUGAA
This is a messenger RNA of Ruditapes philippinarum (Manila clam), 1261 nucleotides long. RefSeq lists its product as uncharacterized. The coding region runs from base 84 to 626 and encodes 180 amino acids. The record is from RefSeq and is a predicted model, not a curated record. Lineage: Eukaryota; Metazoa; Mollusca; Bivalvia; Venerida; Veneridae. The transcript has 3 exons.